CCGAGGCACGAGGAUCUGUUGUUCCAACCUGGCGUGAAAAUGCGGCCUUUGACUGAAGAGGAGACCCGCGUAAUGUUUGAGAAGAUCGCGAAAUACAUCGGGGAGAAUCUUCAGCUGCUGGUCGAUAGGCCCGAUGGCACUUACUGUUUUAGGCUGCACAACGACCGAGUAUACUACGUGAGUGAGAAGAUUCUGAAGCUGGCCGCCAAUAUCUCCGGGGACAAGCUGGUGUCACUGGGGACCUGCUUCGGAAAAUUCACUAAAACCCACAAGUUCCGGUUGCACAUCACAGCUCUAGAUUACCUUGCACCCUAUGCCAAGUAUAAAGUGUGGAUAAAGCCUGGAGCAGAGCAGUCCUUUCUGUAUGGGAACCAUGUGUUGAAAUCAGGUCUCGGUCGAAUCACUGAAAAUACUUCUCAGUACCAGGGAGUGGUGGUGUACUCCAUGGCAGAUGUCCCUUUGGGUUUUGGGGUGGCAGCAAAGUCUACACAAGACUGCAGGAAAGUAGACCCCAUGGCGAUUGUGGUAUUUCAUCAGGCGGACAUUGGGGAAUAUGUGCGGCAUGAAGAGACGUUGACUUAAAACAAAGUCAUCACAAGGACUUUUGGCUGUGUGCAAGGGCCUAGUUUUGUUUUGUGUCUGCAUAGACUCCACCAUUAUGUUGAGUUUUGUCAACACUGGGACCUCUUCAGGGACUUCUUAGUUUAAUAUUCUCUCUGUCACUGACAAAUGCAGGCUGGAUUCUUAUUAUACAGAAAUGGCUCAAAAAUGGGGUUUCAGAUCUUUGUGUUUGUGACUAAAUAGAAUACUCUCAUAUUUGAAUCAGAGGGCUUCUUGUUCUGAGUAACAGGUUCUAAAUCAUUGGAACUGAGGACAAGAAUAACUUAUUAUUGUUAUCUGUGAUAACACUUUGUUUUCCAAACUUGUAAUAAGAACACAACGGAUUUUUAUCUGUUAUUAAUAUCAUGAAAGAUAGAUAUUACCAUAUUAGAAUAAUAGGUCACAUCUGGGAUUUUACAAAUGAAGUUUGGCUAACACAAUAAGAGCAAUUUAUUCAGCUACUUUUCUGUACAGUAAGUGCUAUGUGGUGUGGAAGAAAAACUUGUAUUCAAACUCCAGUUCUGCCUACCUGCUAUAUGGCCUUGGAUGAGUCAUUCAACUUUAAUAAGUUUCUUUUUCUUCUGUUUAAAAAAACACAAAACUAAAACACAGCUUUACCUAUCUACCUAAGAAUGGCUUGUAGAAUUAGAAAUCAUGAUUGUAAAGCAUGUAGCACAGUGCCUGGCAAAUGAGAGCUGUUGAAUAAAUGUUGAGUUAUUUUUAUUUUGAAUAUACUAUGAGUUUAAUUUGAUUAAAUUAGUUUGUUUUUUACAAGCUGUUUUUUGAUCUUGGAUGGGAUGAUCCCAAGCUGAAAUGUAUUUUUCAUCACCUUGAUUUCAUAAAACAUAAUUUAUUUUAUGAAUCUGUACUUACCUGACUGGACUAGACACAAAGCACUAAUCAGAGACCCUAAAAUAAUAAUUCAGCUCCUUUGUCCUUCCCCGUGUCUCCCAAAAUUACUUCUAGAAUUAGAUAUUUUUUAAAAAAUAACAUUUUAUAGACAGAACAUUUUAAAACUACCUGUAUUGUAAAAUAAUUUCUUUAAUGAAUAUACUGCUUAUUUUUCAUUCCAAAGGUGACAUCUCUAAAAAUAAAACAUUUUCAACUACAAAAA
Messenger RNA from Cynocephalus volans (Philippine flying lemur), 1714 nucleotides. RefSeq names its product nucleolar pre-rRNA processing protein NIP7 (gene NIP7). Gene Ontology annotation, molecular function: RNA binding. The transcript has 5 exons. The coding region runs from base 40 to 582 and encodes 180 amino acids. Lineage: Eukaryota; Metazoa; Chordata; Mammalia; Dermoptera; Cynocephalidae. The record is from RefSeq and is a predicted model, not a curated record. Gene Ontology annotation, biological process: ribosomal large subunit biogenesis; ribosome assembly. Gene Ontology annotation, cellular component: nucleus; preribosome, large subunit precursor; nucleolus.